UAUGAAUCUGAAAUAUGCCAUCAAAUCCUCUCUCACUCCUCACCCACAUAUAUUCAACUCAAACAAAAAUAACUAAAAACCCGAUAAAUAUUUACAAUUCUAUUCAAGAAUUAAACAAUAAUUUUUUUUGAGAGACAUCGAAAUGAAUUCCUUCGCUACCGAUCCGCUUUCAUUGGACUACGAAUUGGCGGAUCUGACAUGGGAAAACGGCCCGCUCGCCGCGUAUGGCCUCGGCGCGUCGUGGGAAAAGCCGCCCCUGCGCCCGGCCGACACGCUGGAGUCCAUAGUCGACCAAGGCACGUGCGGCAAGCUAGUUCCGUGGCUCGACCACAGUGGCGGAGGCAAAAACGCCUCCGCCUUCGUGGCCAGUAUGGACGCGCUCGUGCCAUGCCACAACGGCGGGAGCGACGGCCCCGAGAACUGCGCGGAGGUGCCGGGGAACGGCGCGUGCACGGUGGGGUCGUGCAGCGGCGUGGGCCGGGGCUCGUGCACGUGUUACACGAGCGCCAGCCCGAGCGACACGUGCGGCGGCGGCGGGAGUGACAGCGCGCCGCUGACGAUGGAUUCAUGCGAGAGAGACUUUGGCCUCACGUCCACCUCUCUCUGGUCGCCGGAAAAUACCAGCUCCGGCGAAGAUUACACCAGGACUUCCGGCGAUGAAAACGACACCGUUUAUUGCAGUAGAUCACAGGGUCAGGCAGGGAAAAAAGAAAACAGAAAAUUGGGAAUUAGAAAAUCCUCAAUUUCAGCUAAAGUUAGGGCAGCUGCUAUUCACAACCAAUCUGAGAGAAGAAGAAGGGACAAAAUUAAUGAAAGAAUGAAGACAUUACAGAAGUUGGUCCCAAAUUCCAGCAAGACUGACAAAGCCUCAAUGUUGGAUGAAGUUAUAGAUUACAUGAAACAAUUACAAGCACAAGUGAAUAUGAUAAGUAGGAUGACCAUGCCAUCUAUGAUGAUGCCAUUAUCGAUGCUUCAAAUGUCUAUGAUGACUCCAUCCAUGGGCAUGGCCAUGCCUAUGCCCAUGCCCAUGCAUAGGAUGGGAGUUAUCGACAUCGGUCGCGCCAUUGGAAUGCCGCCCAUGAUGCCAUCCGCCGCGGCAUUCAUGUCGAUGCCGCCGUGGGACAUCCAACCUCCGGCGCCCACGCCGGAUUUCUUGUCCAACUACUUUGCUACUCAAUCUCAACCAAUUAUGACGAUCGACGGUUACACCAGAUUGGCAGCUUUGUAUGAACAGUUUCAACAAAGGAUUGGCUUUAAAAAAUAAAAAUAUGGAAGAUAAUAGAGUGAUAGUACUAUAUAGAUGGAACUCUUUCCUUAUGGUGUGCUUCAUGUUGAAACCAUGUUUGUUCCAACUUUAACUUGAUUGUUGUGUGAUGGAUUGAGUAGGAUCUUUUCAUUCGGAUUCUAAUAUGUGUAGUUUAUGUGAGUUAUGGUUGAAAAUAAAGUGCACGUGCUCGUGCUCGUAUUGCUCGCAAAAUAA
Salvia splendens (bonfire salvia) is the source of this 1480-nucleotide messenger RNA. Its product is annotated as transcription factor UNE10. The record is from RefSeq and is a predicted model, not a curated record. The coding region runs from base 143 to 1264 and encodes 373 amino acids. Gene Ontology annotation, cellular component: nucleus. The transcript has 6 exons. Gene Ontology annotation, molecular function: protein dimerization activity. NCBI's taxonomy places the organism in Eukaryota, Viridiplantae, Streptophyta, Magnoliopsida, Lamiales, Lamiaceae.